This is a messenger RNA of Sparassis crispa, 717 nucleotides long. RefSeq lists its product as hypothetical. Bases 1 to 717 code for a protein of 238 amino acids. Lineage: Eukaryota; Fungi; Basidiomycota; Agaricomycetes; Polyporales; Sparassidaceae. The record is from RefSeq and is a predicted model, not a curated record. The transcript has a single exon.
AUGCUGAUAUUGCAUCGCAACGUCGGUGUGCACAGCAUCAUGUGCGAGAUACGCAGCGAUAGCGUGCAUGCUAUCUUGACCGACUUCUCUCGUGCAUGCCACGUCUCUAAAACCGGGGAACCACUCGGCAUCCACGAGGGAUGGCCGUCACCUUCCCAGGACCGUCUUCAAUCAUUGGAAGCCCAGCAAUCUGUAGUCGAAGAGCAGAGCAACCCAUUCCACCCCGAUCUUAGCUGGGUGCCCGGCGACGUCCCUCACCUACUCCUGUACGACUAUGAGGGCCUUCUCUACACUGCGGUGUGGUGUACGUGUCUACCGCGUCGUCUCAGAUGGCGUGACCGCAACUUCUUCCCAUGGUACAUCAUCAUUCACGACGUAUCGGACGGACGACCCUUCGCUGAGAGACAUCACCCUUUGCCCGAAUUUCGAGGCUACACCAAGUGGAUGACUGCCUUUUGGGGAUUAUUUUGCAAUGCGCGUAAGGCGGUGAACAUUAUGGGUCGGAGCGCGUCGAUGCAUGACCAAGAGACUGCGUAUGGGAUACUCACGGCCGAGGCGAUCAAGGAGAAGCUGCAGGCGGUGCCCUUGUGUGAAGAAGUAGGAGAGUCCAAGUCGGAUUUGUUAGAAAGUAGCGCCCAAAUUUCUGGAGCUCCAGAAAUUGGGGAGCGCCCAAGGGCAGACAAGCCGACACCUGGACCUCACAUGUACCUUAGCUAA